AUGGCUGUCGCAAAGAGUUCCCAGUCUACUUCGACUGUGGUCUCCACUUUGGUUGCUAACAUUGUCCUAUUUGGUAUAUUUGUCACUUGUUUCAUCUUGUUGCGAUUGAAGUUUAAACGUAUCUAUAGUCCCAAAUCUUCAUUCAACUUGGUUCCAGAGGAGAAAAAACCAGAACCACUACCCAAGGAUCCUUUCAGAUGGAUCUUCAUUGUAUUAACCAAACCGGAAUCAUUCAUUUUGCAACAAGCUGGUCUAGAUGGUUAUUUUUUCCUAAGAUACUUGAAAAUGUUUGGUUACUUGUUUGCAUUUGGUUUACUCACUUGGAUCAUAUUGUUGCCUGUCAAUGCAACAAAUGGGUUCCGCUUGGACGGAUUCGAUCAACUCUCCAUUGCCAACGUCAAACACGAACAGCGAUACUAUGCUCAUGUCUUUAUUGGGUGGAUUUGGUAUGGAGCCAUAAUUUAUGUUAUUUAUCGCGAAUUAUUUUUCUACAAUUCCUUGAAAAAUGUUGUAUUGUCAACACCCAAAUAUGCAAUGAGUUUACCCAGUAGAACAGUCAUUUUCCAAUGUGUUCCCGACCCACUCUUGGAUGGAAAACAGAUAUUCAAAAUUUUUAAUGGUGUCAAGCGUAUUUAUGUAUCAAGAACAUCAAAACAAUUGGAAGAUGCAGUCAACACAAGAGCAGCUAUGGUUAAUCGAUUGGAAAUUGCUGAAAACAAACUUUUAAAAUUGGCUGUGAAAAACAAAAUCAAGGCUGAAAAAAAGGGUAAAACUUUGGAGCCUGCAGAUGAAAUUAGUGCAUAUGUACCGGAAAAGAAACGUCCCAGAUUUAGAGCAAAUGGAUUCUUUUCUUCAAAAGUCGACACUAUUAGAUAUUGUCAAGAACAAAUUCCUAUUUUGGAUGCAAAAGUGAAAGGAUUGCAAAAGAAAUUUAGACACUCACAACCAAAUAAUUCUCUUUUUGUUGAAUUUUAUGACCAAUACCAUGCUCAGUUGGCCUACCAAUCAAUUGUUCAUCACAAUCCCCUUCGCAUGACCCCAGCCUACAUCGGUGUAGCACCAGGGGAUAUUCAAUGGAGAAACUUGCGUAUUUUUUGGUGGGAAAGAUUGACGAGAAGAGCUUUGGCAUUUGCAGCAAUUGUCGCUGUUAUUAUAUUCUGGGCAGUCCCAGUUGCUUUUAUUGGUGUUAUUUCCAAUUUCAACUACUUGACCAACAAAUUACCGUGGUUGAGAUGGAUUGAGCGUUUGCCCAAACAAUUGUUGGGAAUUGUUACUGGUAUCUUACCAACAGCCAUGCUCUCCAUUUUGAAUAUGCUUUUGCCAAUGUAUAUUCGUGCUAUGGCCAAAGUUGCCGGUGCCGUGUCAUAUCAGAGUAUUGAAUUGUAUACUCAACUGGCAUACUUUGGCUUUCUUAUUGUCAAUGGUUUCCUUGUUACUGCAUUAGCAUCAUCAGCAACAGCAACAGUUACCCAAAUCAUUGAGGAACCUACAUCUGCUUUGAAUAUCUUGGCUGCGAAAUUACCAUUAUCGUCAAACUUCUACAUUUCAUAUAUAACUUUACAAGGUAUGACUAUAGCUGGUGGUUCAUUGUUUCAAGUUGUGGGAUUGUUUUUGUAUUACAUUUUAGGAUACAUCUUGGAUAACACUGUUCGGAAAAAAUGGAAUAGAUUCAGUGGGUUGGGAACAGUUGCAUGGGGAACCGUUUUCCCGCUUUUCACUCAAUUGGCCACCAUCACACUUGCAUAUUCAAUGAUUUCACCAUUGAUUAUUGCAUUUGCUUUGAUUGCAUUUGCCUUGAUUUACAUUGCAUAUUGUCACAAUCUCUUGUACUGUUUUGUUGAAGGACCAGAUACUAGAGGUCAACAUUAUCCUCGUGCAUUGUUUCAAACAUUUGCCGGUAUCUACCUUGGACAAUUGGUUUUGCUUGCAAUCUUUGCUGUUGGUAAAGGGUGGGGUCCCAUUGUAUUGCAAGUUGUUGCCGUUAUUGCCACCAUUUUCAUACACAUCAAUCUUUAUCAAUCGUUUAGCCAUUUGUUGCAAGUUGUACCCAUGGAUGCAAUGCGUGCAUUGGAUGGAGUAUCGCAAACUUGCUCAUUCAAGGGAGAAUCUGAAUUCAAACAACGUGUUAUUGAAAAGAAGAGACAUGAUAAAGAUCCAAGGUUUGAGAAGAAAUAUGUUGCCGAACAACAAGAGGAGGAAGAGAUCAAACAACGUGUUCUUGACACUGUGCGCCAAUAUGAUCCAGAAACUGACAUCAGCACAAGCAACAUAUCAGUGGUCCCAUUAUUGGCUGAUCGUGACAUGAAGGCAACAAAAUCCGACCAUUUCUUGGUUAGGUUUAUUAGACCUGAUGUAUUUCUCAACUUCCGCCAUGUGAAGAAGUUGAUUCCUGCGACUUAUCAUGUUGAACCUGAAGUGACUGACGACAAGCACGCGUAUGACGCACCGGCGAUUUCCGCCAAGUGUCCCGGUGUUUGGAUUCCUAGAGAUCCGAUGGGAUUGGCUGAUAUAGAAGUCAAGCAAUUGUCAAGUGUGGUUGACAUUAGUGAUGCGAAUGCCGGGUUUGAUGAAAAGGGUAAAAUACAAUAUUUGGGUGAACCACCAAAUUAG
This is a messenger RNA of Lodderomyces theae, 2610 nucleotides long. RefSeq lists its product as uncharacterized. The coding region runs from base 1 to 2610 and encodes 869 amino acids. Gene Ontology annotation, molecular function: calcium-activated cation channel activity. The record is from RefSeq and is a predicted model, not a curated record. NCBI's taxonomy places the organism in Eukaryota, Fungi, Ascomycota, Pichiomycetes, Serinales, Debaryomycetaceae. Gene Ontology annotation, cellular component: plasma membrane. The transcript has a single exon.